This is a messenger RNA of Oncorhynchus masou masou (cherry salmon), 1424 nucleotides long. Its product is annotated as A-kinase anchor protein 13-like. The transcript has 5 exons. Gene Ontology annotation, molecular function: MAP kinase scaffold activity; guanyl-nucleotide exchange factor activity. NCBI's taxonomy places the organism in Eukaryota, Metazoa, Chordata, Actinopteri, Salmoniformes, Salmonidae. The coding region runs from base 663 to 1418 and encodes 251 amino acids. Gene Ontology annotation, cellular component: membrane; actin cytoskeleton. The record is from RefSeq and is a predicted model, not a curated record. Gene Ontology annotation, biological process: adrenergic receptor signaling pathway; regulation of Rho protein signal transduction; positive regulation of canonical NF-kappaB signal transduction.
CAUACAACUUAUACCAACCAACACAGCACAUACAACUUAUACCAACCCUACAACCAACACAGCACAUACAACGUAUACCAACCAACACAGCACAUACAACUUAUUCCAACCCUACAACCAACACAGCACAUACAACUUAUACCAGCCAACACAGCACAUACAACUUAUACCAACCCUACAACCAACACAGCACAUACAACUUAUACCAACCAACACAGCACAUACAACUUAUACCAACCAACACAGCACAUACAACUUAUUCCAACCCUACAACCAACACAGCACAUACAACUUAUACCAACCAACACAGCACAUACAACUUAUACCAACCAACACAGCACAUACAACUUAUACCAACCAACACAGCACAUACAACUUAUUCCAACCCUACAACCAACACAGCACAUACAACUUAUACCAACCAACACAGCACAUACAACUUAUUCCAACCCUACAACCAACACAGCACAUACAACUUAUACCAACCCUACAACCAACACAGCACAUAUAAGUUAUACCAACCCUACAACCAACACAGCACAUACAAAAACGCUCUCUUUUCCUAACAAAGGAACACAGGCUUUUAAAGCUGCAGAAAGAGUCGGUAAUUGAAGACAACUGUAUCCCCUGACGAGAGAGCGGGGUCAGAGCGCCAAUUAGCAAUGGGGCUGACCAAUCAGCUGCUUGGAAUCCAAGGAAGCCCUUUCCUGAAACACACACAUACAAACCCACAGCACAGAAACAGGGGAAACGUAACACAUAUCAUGCCCGUUGCUGUUUGUCAGUUCUCAGGGACCAGAGCAGCGAUAAUGACGAGGGUUUACGGGAAGUUCUGCAGCCGACACAACGAGGCCGUAAACAUCUACAAGGAGAUGCACUCCAAAGACAAACGCUUCCAGGCCUUCAUCAGGAAGAUGAGUAGCAGUAUCGUCCGGAGGCUAGGUAUCCCAGAGUGCAUUCUGUUAGUCACCCAGAGGAUCACCAAGUACCCCGUCCUGAUGCAGAGAAUACUACAUCACACCAAAGAGAAUGAGGAAGACCAUGAGGACCUGAGUGAUGCUCUAUACCAGGUCAAGGAGGUCAUCACUGCAGUGGACAGCAAGGUGAACGAGCAUCAGAAGAAGAGGAGGCUGAAGGACAUCUACAGCCGGACAGACAGCAAGUCGAUUAUGAGGAUGAAGAGCGGUCAGAUGUUUGCUAGAGAGGACCUGCUCAGAGGGAGAAGAUUGCUGUAUGAUGGUCCUCUGCAGCUGAAGACCUCACAGGGGAAACUCAAGGAUGUAACGGCCAUGCUUCUCUCUGAUAUCGUCGUCUUCCUACAGGAGAAAGACCAGAAAUUCGUCUUUGCCUCUCUGGUAGGUGAUUGGUUAAGACCAGAAAUAUGUAAAUAUCUCUUUGGCACUUUGUUAUCUUAUUGAUCUUAU